Molecule: messenger RNA, 2993 nt
Organism: Durusdinium trenchii
Lineage: Eukaryota; Dinophyceae; Suessiales; Symbiodiniaceae
Source: the annotation of a GenBank genome assembly
AUGGCGACAUCCUGGAAUGAUCUGAUCAGUUCAACGGAGACGGUGAAGCCGGCAGACGAUGUGCUGAAGGAGGCAGUGCAGUUCCUGGUUGAUGUUGCCAAGCUCCCAAAUCCGAAUGCAGCCAGCGGUGUCGCUGAAGCAGAUUUGGACAAACUUCAACUACCAGCUUCUUUGCCAGCCUCAGCGUUGAUUCGCUGCUUGGUUAGAAGUGUUGAAGCUUUGGACAAAGCUCGACUUGCGCAGGCGACUGCAAAGUCGGCUUUGGCGUCCACUCCUGUUUCGGCAAAGUUGCUGGCGUCCGCUUUGGCUCCAUCCAAAGUGCCGGAUGUAGCGGACCUACUGCAGCAGUGUGGUCUUAGCAAACUUGGCUUUCAUGUGCAGGCGGAUCAGUCCUUGUACACCACUUUGCAGGUAGCCUCAGAGGAAGCAAAGGCUCAGAGCCGCGUGCCCUUCACUUAUGUGGAUCUGACCAGCAAAGAGGUUCUUCCAUUGUGGUUGCCAGCAGACUCUGUUGGUGGUAAGUUCACUUUGCGAGAUGAAGAAGAGUCCAAGCUUGUAGGCCAUCACUCCAUAGGGUCGUUGAGUGAUUUGUCAAAGGCCCUCAAAGGGGCCACUGCAACCCCCAGAUUCUUUCGCAAUGUCCAGCAGUGGGUCGCUGCAUUUGUCAGGUAUGCAACUACGGCGGUGGCAACUGGACAGAUGACUUGGCCAGUUGUGUUUGGUCACCUGGAUGUGAUUCUCCAAAUCUGCGAGCAAGAGAAGAUCAAAGGUCGUGCUCCUUAUCUGGCUUUUCUUUAUGAUGAUCUGCUGCGCCGUCAGUGGGCCCGUCGGGCAGACAAACGUGAUCCAUCCCUGGACAUUGCCAUGGAGUCGCAGAAAAUUGACAAGGACAUCCUCGAAUUGGCAAGACAAAGGUUGAGCCAAGUUUUGCAAGAGGUGGGCAUACAAGACGAUGUUUCGCAACAAAUGCCAUCCGCCGCAACAUCAUCCACAACCUCUUCCAGUGCGGAUGUGGCGCGGCAACUUGCGGCUGCUGAGCAAGCUCAGAAGCGAGCUGAUGCUGCCAGUAAGAAGUUGAGUGAGGUUCAGGCUCAGCUCUUGGCAAAAUCUUCUGCGGCAGCAAGCCAGGAUGGUGGCAUAAGCAAGCGCCAGCUAAAGACCCAUUGGUUCUCCAAGCAGAAUCAAAGGUAUGCGGCGAACCUGACGAUUGGUCUCAUAAGCGCCUUCUUCUUCUUCAUGUACCACGUUUACACGCUCAUCGUGAACUACGGAGAGCCGAUGAUGUCCAAGAAGGAGGCAGAGUACAUCUCAGAGAUUUGGGACAUGUACAAAUCGCUCAACAUCACACCUCACCCGCCGGAAAUAGCACCCUUCAAGGUGGAGCAGUCUCAUGGAUUCCUGGGCAACUACUACAGAGCAGCAUUUCCUGUGACCCAUUCCGACAUCCACAUUCCAGAUCCUCAUUCCAUUGGUUUCAUUGGAAAGGAUGCCAACAGUUUGUCAGUGACCCUGCGAAAUUUCAAGCUGACAGAGAUCCAUGAGGAACAUCCUAGUGACCGACAUGCUGCAGCCUGCUUGGUGGUCAAUGAGUUUCACCAUUUUGUGAGGAAAUUGGCCAAAGAGAUGAAUCCUACAAACGAGGUGAUUUAUGAUAUCAACCAGAGAAUCCAGCUUAUCGAGUGCUUCAUCACGCGCUGCAACAUUGCCAUGCACAAGUACAGACCUUUCUUGGCACUGAUGGUUAGGUUGAAGGAUGAACUGCAGCAAAUUAUGAAUCUUUGGCCUGCAUUCCGAACCCAGCAAAAGCUGCAAGAGCAAAUCAGGAAUGUGAAGCUCCAUGUGGAUGCAGCGUUGUUGCGCUUGUUGGGCUAUUGUUUCUACGUGUUGAAGUGCGAACCGGGCGACUUCGCCUUCGAUCCACAAGAUUGGCACCCGGAGAUCCGAGACACCGAGAGCGUCCACGACAAGAUCAUGCAUUGGUUGCUGCUACAAGAUCACGUCUAUAAUUCAGCGACCAAUCAUUCAGUUGAUAGAGAAGCGUGGAUGCUCCGGCUGAUGGACACGGGACAUGAGGGCGACAUCCUCCAUCAGAUGAGUGACGCCUGGACAGAUCCUAGCGCAAUGAGCGAGCCUGUCUUGGCAAUCGGGGACAUGAAGGGCGACGAGAGUGGACUUCCAAGCAAUAUUUUCGCCUACGAGACUGACAUGAGCCCAGAGCAGCGUCGUUCAGCGAUUGAACUUUGGCUCACCCUCGUCAGAGAGGCUGUUGGCACAGCGAGCUUCGCUGAGUGGAGAGGUGCGCAUCUCGCGAGAGAAGAUCGCAGGAGCACUGCGCUCUUGCUUCAAGGAGCUAGAAGAGGACCUUGGGCAACGGAUUCCUCCAGGCCAUGCGCAGAUUCUCACACGUGACCUUGCCCUGAGCCUUAGACAGCUGCAAGCACGGAAAUUCCUGACGGACGCAAUUGUAGGCUUUCAUAGUGCUCGCGUUUGUUUACUAGUAGCGUCCAUGCUCCUAGUAGUAAGGCCAGGAGCCCCUAGUAGCGUCCUUGUCGUUGGAGAACAUUGGAGAACGUGACAAGUGAGGCUUUGGAGUUGGACAUUGCCAAGAAGCAGCAGAGCCUCCAAGUCUGCUCAAUGGGGUUUCCUUCCAGAGAGGGAGGCAUUGUGACGAUGGUGCGGCUUCAAGUUGACUUGCAAGUUACAGGCCGAUGCUGUGUGAACAGCCGGCUCAAAUGGGAUGCCGAUUUGGGGGUGCUGGUUUUGCCAUCUUUAAAGGAUGUCGUCGAAAGAGUGUCGGAAAUGUCGAAGGAUGUUUCAGACAAAGAUGCUUUGAUAGAGGAACUGUACAAAUUUGUCUCUGCAGGGACUGAAAUCUUUCAAAAAAGGUUCAGCCCUGCUCGCUACCCUGAAGUUCAAGAAUGGCUUCAGAGGGGGUAUCAAGUCACAGAAGUUGUUGGUACUCCUGUCAACAGUGAAAGCUGUGCCAUUUGCUA